GACUUCUAGAAGACCUCUCUCCUACUUCCCACUCUCGAUCAUCUCUCUCUCUCUCUCUGUCUCUCUCUCAUCCAAUCCCCCCUCUAAACCCUAACCCUAGCCCUAAUUAAGAUCUAGGGCAUCGGGUCCUUCAUCUGCCUCUUGCAAAGGGUGCAGGAGGAGAUAAAGGUCAUAUCAGGUUUCAGGUCCAAGCUCUGUGCAUUCCCAGUUCUCAUCAGUUUGAUUCAACAAUGUCGAGCCGCGGGAACACUCACUGGUGUUACAGAUGCAGGCAAGCGGUCACCCCCAUUGGUCGAGACUUUCUAUGCCCCUACUGUGAUGAAGGCUUCCUGCAAGAACUCAACGAGAUUGGUGGAAUCAUGGGGCCACUAGGAUUUCUUGGACCGAAUCCUGAUGAAGAUCAGGACCAUCCACUUAGGGUUAUGGAGCUCCUUUCCGCCUUCAUGAGGCAGCGAAUGGCUGGAAGGAAUCGUGAAGUUGACAUCCAUCGAAGACCCAAUUCCAUCUCUGAUCAAGGUCUAGGGUUUGGCACAGGCCCUUUCCUUCUCUUCAGCGGUCAGAUUCCAGCUCAUAUUGAUAUUGGAAACUCUAGACGUGUAAAUGCUGGAGACUAUCUUGUUGGCAGUGGCUUAGAAGAUUUCAUCGAAAUGUUGAUGAGGAACAAUGAUCGUCGUGGCCCACCUCCAGCUGCUCGAUCCUCCAUCGAUGCCAUACCCACGAUAAAGAUAACCCGGAGGCAUCUUCAGGGAGAUUCCCACUGUCCCGUCUGUAAAGAACGGUUUGAGCUGGGCUCUGAAGCUCGAGAAAUGCCAUGCAACCACUUGUAUCACUCAGAUUGCAUCGUUCCUUGGUUGGUUCAGCAUAAUUCUUGCCCAGUUUGUCGCGUUGAGCUACCAUCAGGAUAUAAUGGUGGUGUCCGUUCUGGUGAUCGAUCGAGUCGUCAGAGUUCAAGCGGUGGUGACGGCAGUAACAGCGGUAGCGGUGAUGGCCGUUCUGUUAGUAGGGAAAACGGCGGGGAAAGUAGCAGGAGGAGGAACCCCUUCUCUUACCUGUGGCCGUUCGGUGCGUCAAAUUCCGGUAAUACUACUACUCGGCAGAGUGGGGCUGGAGGAGGUUCUGCUGGUGUUAGUGAGGAUAGUAUCAAUGAGAUGAGCUACUCUGGAUGGCCUUUUGAUUACUAGGGGUGGUGUUUUGGCCUGUUCAGUCCUUUUGUUAGUCAUUCCCUCUUCGUGUCUUACUUCUCUGCAUGUCUAUCUUUUGGUUGGAAGUCCUGUUGAAAUAAAUAUUGGAUGGUCACCCUUUAGCCUUGUUUAUAUGAGGGCUUCUUGUUGUCAUAAAUCUUUCUCGAAUGGUAUUCAGUUUUCCUAGCAAAAUGGAAUUUGAACUUUGCCAGUAUGCAUGUGGUAAAUAUCUAUUGUCCUA
Messenger RNA from Asparagus officinalis (garden asparagus), 1422 nucleotides. RefSeq names its product probable E3 ubiquitin-protein ligase RHC1A. NCBI's taxonomy places the organism in Eukaryota, Viridiplantae, Streptophyta, Magnoliopsida, Asparagales, Asparagaceae. Bases 231 to 1181 code for a protein of 316 amino acids. The record is from RefSeq and is a predicted model, not a curated record. The transcript has 2 exons. Gene Ontology annotation, cellular component: cytoplasm. Gene Ontology annotation, molecular function: ubiquitin protein ligase activity. Gene Ontology annotation, biological process: protein ubiquitination.